CAGAAGGAGGACAACCAGAAGGCAGUCUCAUCCUCGUCUGACAAGAACCAGUAUUGCAACAACACGACCUCACAAGAACAGAGUCAAACCCCAGCUCAAGAGCAUAACAUCUGGUCCAUCUCGAAGAUGUCCAACCAAUCCCUCUACCUCGACGCCCCAGGCCAACUUCUCCGCCUCGCCUCAUCCUCAAUCCCCCAACCCGGCCCCGACGAACUCAUAAUCGAAACCAAAGCCCUCUCCAUCAACCCCAUCGACGUCGCACAAUCCACGAAAGGCCUAUACCUCAAGUCCUUCCCCCGUAUCCUCGGCCAAGAUGUCUCUGGAAUCGUCCACUCCAUCGGCACCCAAGGCAACUCACCAUUCAGCACCGGAGACCGUGUAACAGCCCACGCCUGGUCCAUGCUCACAGGCCAAAACGAAGACGCCGCAUGGCAGAAAUACGUUCGCGUAAAAGCGAAGAAUACAGCGAAACUUCCUAAUAAGAUCAGCUUCGCGGAAAGUGUAGUGUUGCCUUUGGUGCUCAACACAGCUGCUGCAGGAUUAUAUCAAACCUUACAACUACCUCUGCCAGAAGUUGGGAAGAAGCGAACUGGAGAAGGAGUUUUGGUCGUGUAUGGAGGGUCGUCAGCUGUAGGGUUGUCAGUAACUCAGCUUGCGACAGCGAGCGGAGUGCGAGUUAUCGCAAUCGCGAGCGAGAAGAAUUUUGAGUUGGUGAAAGAAGUAGGAGCAGAGGAGGUAUUCGACCAGAAACAGGGUGAUGAAAUGGUAGAGAAAGUCGUAAAAGCUGUUACGGCGACGAAAGAAAAGUUCAUCGGAGUAUUCGAUGCGAUUGCAGUCGAAGCGACGUAUAAGCACGACCUGGCCAUUUUGGAGAAAUUGGAAGGAGGAGCUUUCGUUUCUACGCAUCAGCUUCCUGAGGAUCUGCCGGAGAAUGUGAAGGGGAAGUUCAUUUUCGGGUUGGGAGAGUUUAGUUUCGCGCUGUGGGAGAACUACAUUCCUCAGGCGUUGGAAUCGGGAGACCUGAAAAUCAGACCGGAGCCACUGGUGGUGGGUAAGGGUCUGGAAAGUAUCGAGAAGGCCCUUGAAGUCUACCAGAAAGGCGUCAGCGGGAAGAAGGUUGUAGUCGAGUUGUGAUUUGCCGUAGCAAUUUCCUAGAUUGUUAAUUCGAUCCC
Messenger RNA from Cercospora beticola, 1172 nucleotides. RefSeq names its product zinc-binding alcohol dehydrogenase family protein. Lineage: Eukaryota; Fungi; Ascomycota; Dothideomycetes; Mycosphaerellales; Mycosphaerellaceae. Gene Ontology annotation, molecular function: oxidoreductase activity, acting on NAD(P)H. The record is from RefSeq and is a predicted model, not a curated record.